Molecule: messenger RNA, 1558 nt
Organism: Salmo salar (Atlantic salmon)
Lineage: Eukaryota; Metazoa; Chordata; Actinopteri; Salmoniformes; Salmonidae
Source: RefSeq, a predicted model, not a curated record
CAGUCAGUGAGUGAAUGAAUGGAAAUAGCACUCUUAUAAUAUCCCUAAAGAGUGUAAUUAAGAGUGCUUCUCUCUCAAGUUUGACCUAUACGCUCGGUAUCUAUGGUCCCACUAGAGCAGGCCAUCAGCAUUGUACGGGAGCUAAGUGCCAUGGAAGUGAUCGAGCCCUUCGCCGCCUUCUUCGAGGUGGAGAUCAACAUCAACUCAGUCAAGCCCCCCAAGUGGACCCUGAAUGGUGUGGCCAUGCAAGACAGCGCUGACUUGGAGAUGGAGAAGGAGGGCUCCAUGCACCGCCUCACCUUCAAGAAGACCAAGGCCUCCAUGACAGGACCUGUCCAGUUCAGUGCUGGCAAGAGCAAGUCUGUGUCCCAGCUCACUGUCAAAGGUCAGAGGCUCCUCACACAGAGAACCAUAUUCCCAGUGGAUAUAACUGGUUGAAAUGACGUUAUUACAACCAGAUUACAACCAAAACUGGGUUAGGAGCAUGUUACAUGACUUGCCUAUGAUCAGAGCAGUUUGCAUGUCUUUUUGUCUCGACUACAGAGCGCCCUCUUGAGGUUGUAGAGCCCAUUAAGGAUGUGACAGCCAAAGAGAAGGGCUCAGCCACGCUGAGCUCCAAGUUCUCCACCGCACCCAAAGAGGUGAGCUGGUUCAAAGGCCAAACCCUCCUGGCGACAUCAGACAAGUACAGUCUGAAACAGGACGCUGUGCGGGCUAAGCUGACCAUACAGAAGCUGACUGAGGAAGACACUGGGGAGUACCGCUGUCAGUCGACUGCUGCCGAGACCAAAGCCACUCUCACUGUAGAGUGUAUGUUUUGUAUUGCUUUUUGGUGUUGAUUUGACUUCAAUGCUAUUUGCUUUGCUGAGCAAUGAUGGUUCAAAUGAGAUUCCAUCCUCUUAACUUAAUCCAAAUCCAUGGUACAAUGAUGAUGUGUGCUGUGGUUUAUCACAGUUCGGAAAGUGGAGAUAACCAAGCAACUGGUGGACACUGAGGUGGAUGAGGACAGUGAUGCAGUGUUCACCUGUGAGCUCAACUACGCUGAUAAGGAGGUGCAUUGGCUGCUCAAUUUACAAAGUACUCUUCUCCAACGAAGUCAACACCAUCACUCAGGUGGGCAAAAUGCACACGCUCACACUCAAGAACCCGGCACCUGAGGAUGGCAGCACCAUCACCUUCAAGGUCAGGGAGGUCAAGGAGGCUGUGACCCUAAAGGUCAAAGAGAAGUGUGCAGUGUUCCUCAAGUCUCUGGAUGACGUGGUGGGAGAAGUGAAAGGUAUGAUCACCCUGACGUGUGAGGCAUCUAAGCCCAGGGUCUCCCCCACCUGGAGGAAAGAUGGUACGGUCCUGACCGCUGGGCCUAAGUAUGAGGUACUGCACACAGGCAAGUCCCUGGGUCUGAUCGUCAAAGCAGUUACCAAGGAAGACACAGGGGAUUACAGAUGUGACCUGGGAACUGAGCUUUCCAAGUCAAAGGUCACUGUGAGAGGUGUGUUUGACGACACAGCAUAAUUUGCGAACAAAUGAGUAUAGUGCGCUGAAGCCUCUACAGCAAUUU